Henningerozyma blattae CBS 6284 is the source of this 2628-nucleotide messenger RNA. RefSeq names its product condensin subunit BRN1 (gene BRN1). The record is from RefSeq and is a predicted model, not a curated record. Bases 1 to 2628 code for a protein of 875 amino acids. The transcript has a single exon. Lineage: Eukaryota; Fungi; Ascomycota; Saccharomycetes; Saccharomycetales; Saccharomycetaceae. Gene Ontology annotation, molecular function: chromatin binding. Gene Ontology annotation, cellular component: condensin complex. Gene Ontology annotation, biological process: mitotic chromosome condensation.
AUGCAACGACUACAGUUCUCACAAGAUGGUGGAGAUAAUGAUAUAGACAUACUCACAGAUACCAACAUGGCUACUGUGCAAGCGAAUUUUGAUGAAUGGUUGAGGAUGUCCACCGAUAAUAAGAUCAAUUCGAGAAACUCUUGGAAUUUCGCGUUGAUCGAUUACUUUUAUGAUUUAAAUCUAUUAAAGGAUUCAGAAAAUAAUAUCAAUUUUCAAAAGGCCUCGGCAACUUUGGAUGGUUGUGUCAAGAUUUAUUCAUCAAGAGUAGAUUCAGUGAGUAAUGAGACUGGGAAAUUGCUUAGUGGUUUAGCACAAAGAAAUAAAGAAAAGGAAAAUGCAGCAACUAAGAAUGGUAAUUCGAAUGGUACAUCUAAUUCAACCGAUAAUACAACAAGGGGCGCUAGAAAUGGUGGAGGUGAUGAUAAUCGCAAUAAUAAUAGUAAUAAUAAUGAUGAUGAUGAUGAUGACGAUGAUGAUAAUAUACGAAUUGAUCCAACUACAGGUUUAAUUAUUGCCACAGAGAAUGAAAUAGUUAACACAAAGAGAAGAACUCAUAAUCGUAUGUUGGAGACCACAUUAGUAGAGUUUAACCAGAUCAAGUUGAAAGAAUUAGAUAAAGAGUUGAAUAUCGAUCCAUUGUUCAAACGGGCCCUGGUUAAUUUUGAUGAAGGUGGGUCAAAGAGUCUUUUAUUAAAUACAUUGAAUAUUAAUAAAUACGCAAGAAUCAUUUUUGAUGCUUCCAUGACAGAUUUGACCUCGACAACUCCAAAGGAUCUAACUAUAAAGAAGGAACAAGAAUUGGAAGAAGCAGAGUUGAGUAAGAUUAUGAAUAAAUCUGACCAAAUAGACUCACAUUCAAGUGUCAUAAAUGAUACUUCUCAUUCAAAUAUAACGAGUAAAAGUUUCAUUUUGGAUGAAAGUAUAGGUGAUACUACAGAGAACUUCAUACAAGAUGAAAUCUUACAAUUGGGUAUGGAUUAUUUGAAUUUUAAUAUGAUCAAUACUUGUGAAAUCUCUUCCUCCAUCCAAAACUUGAGAGAUACAAUCAAUGAUACUUCUAGAGUGAAAAAUUUUAUCAAUAACAUUAAUUAUAAUAAUACAAAACCAGUUGAUACACAUGCUACUUCACCUCAUGAAAAUUAUGAUAAUUUCUUAAGUGAAAAGGAAUUGAAUGAUGCCAUCCCAGAUCCAAAUGAUUUCCAUGAUGUAGAUGAAAAAAACUUUAACGAUUAUGAUGAUGAUGGUGUUGAUGAUGACGUUGAUAUUGGAAUGGAUAAUCCUCAAGACGAUAUAGAUGAACAGCAAAAUCAAACUGGGAUUAGUAAUAUAGCAAACACUUCGAUUGUUUCUAAGCCUUCUGAUGUGAUCACAAGUAUGACAAAUGUGUUUGAACAAGAUCUAAUGGCAUAUUUCGAUGAAACUUUGAAAAAGACUUGGCGUGGGAGAGAGCAUUGGAAAGUCACUAAUAUUAAGCAAACGAUUUUGAAAAACAAUUCGAAUUCAAAUUCAAAAUUGAAUGCAAUAGUAGAGGAUGCAAAUGGUUCUACAAAUCAACUUACAGGCUCUAAUGCAUCUACGGCUAGAUCUACCAAGAAAAAACAAUUUGAAGAAAUUGAUUUUUUUGAUAUCGAUGAUAAUUUAGAAGACAAAAUAUUUGUUACAAGACAACCAAAACAAAUUGAAAUACCUCAAAAACAAAGGAUCAAUAAAUCUUGUUUCUUAUUACCUGAUGAUCAUCAUUUUACUACUGAUAGAAUUACAAACCUUUUCAUUAAACCAAAACAAAAGAUUAAAGUGUUUACUACAAAGAAAUUAGAACAGCAACAGCAACAACAGCAACCAUCUAAUGAGAUUGUUGAAAAUGAUUCACGAUUUAUAGAAGACAUUGGAAGAUAUAAUUUAUCCUCUGCAGAUUUAAACGAAUAUAACAGUAAAGAUGAUCAUAAUAACGAAAUACCGAAUGACGUACCUGCCAUGGCAGAUGAACAAUUUUGGGCGCAAGAAUAUAAAGAUAAAGAACAAGCACUUCUUGAUAAAGAGAAAUUUAUUAAUGGAACGGAUAUCAUAUCCAAAGAUCCUCAUAAUCCAUUUGACGAAAAUGAUAAUGGGAUCGAUUUCAAUCAAGCUUUUGUUGAUGAUAUUGGAAGUGGUGGUUUGGGAAUGAUGGAUGAAAGUGAUAAUAGUUUACCACAGAUAAAUAAGGAUACUGAACUAGUUGCUGAUGAAAAAUUUCAACCUUCACAAUUGGAAUCCAAUAAAGUUGCAUAUUCUAGGGUUUCGAAAAAAGUGGAUGUUAGAAAAUUGAAAAAUAAUCUUUGGAAAUCAAUACAUAAGAUUGUUCGAAAUAAGAAAUCUUUAAAGGAGACAAAUAAAAAAGAUAUGGAGGAAGAAAGUAAUGAUAAUUCAAAUACAACUAAUAAUACCCAUUCAAACGGCAACACAAUAAUUAUUAAAUUUACAGAAAUUACAUAUGAAAUCAGUAAGAUGUAUCCACCUCAAUUGAGAAAUGAUUUAUCUACUAGUUUUUGUUUCAUCUGUUUAUUACAUCUUGCCAAUGAGCAUGGACUAAAAAUUAAUAAUGCAGAAAAUUUUGAAGAUUUAAUUGUUGAGUAUCAUAUUAAGACAUAA